Messenger RNA from Nyctereutes procyonoides (raccoon dog), 3341 nucleotides. RefSeq names its product calmodulin like 6 (gene CALML6). Gene Ontology annotation, cellular component: myosin II complex. Gene Ontology annotation, molecular function: calcium ion binding. Bases 2501 to 3055 code for a protein of 184 amino acids. The transcript is spliced from 5 exons. NCBI's taxonomy places the organism in Eukaryota, Metazoa, Chordata, Mammalia, Carnivora, Canidae. The record is from RefSeq and is a predicted model, not a curated record.
GAACAUGUUGCCUUUAUUGGCCUCCUGUAUCAGUCAGGAUUCUCCAGAAAAACAGCCCAAUAGGAGAGGGAGGGAGAGAGAGACGUUGAUUUUAAGGAAUUGGCUUCCUUUGUGGCGAUUGUGGGGCUGGUGAAUUCAGACAGCUGGAGACCCAGGGAGGACCUGUUGUUGCAGCUCAAACCCGAGGCCCUCUGGAGAAGAAUUCUCCCCUCCUCUGGGAAGCUCACUUUUUCUCUCUUAAGGUCUUCAACUGAUUGGAUGAGGCCCACCUUCAUUAUGAAGGUCAUCUGCUUUACUCAGAGUCUACUGAUUUAAAUGUUAAUCACAUCUAAAAAACCUUCAAGCACAUCUACAUUCAUUGCAGCAUUAAUCACAAUAGCAAAGAAGUGAAAGCAACCUAAAUUUCCAUGGACAAGAGAAUGGAUAAACAAAAUGUGGUCUUUUUGCCCAGUGGCAUAUUAUUCCACCUUAAAAAGGGAAGAAAUGCGGGGGUGCCUGGGUGGUUGGGUCAGCUUAGCAUCUGACUCUUAAUUCUGGCUCAUGUUGUGAUCUCAGGGUUGUGAGAUGGAGCCCUAUGUCAGGCUCUGCACCGGGCAUGGAGCCUGCCUGGGAUUUUCUCUCUCCCUCUUCCCCUCCCCUCUUUCUAAAAAACAAAACAAAAUAGGAGGAAGUGCUGACAUGCGCUGCAACAGGGAUGGACUUUGAGGACAUCAUGUUCAGUGACAUAACCCAGUCCCAAAUGACAAAUCCUGUAUAAGUCUGCUUAUACGCAGGAGUCGGAUCCAAGGAGAAAGUUGAUGGUAAAUUUUAUAUGUGUGUGUGUGUUUUACCACAAAUGUAAAAAAAAAAUCGUGGUACGUAACAGGUGUUCAGUAAAUGUCAGCUCCCCCUCUGAGUAAUAUUUUAUGUUAAUGUCACCAUUGUAAUCAAUACAUAUAUGAAAAAAAAUCCCCUUCCCAACGACAUCUAGACAAGCGUCUGCGCGGGAGUCUGGGCCCCGCUGCCCAGCUGGACAUGUAACACUAUCCCCCCUGCCUCUCCCAGCAGGCCCCUGCUGUAGUUCCCCACCCGCUUCCUUCCUCACAUGUUGUGGUUUGGGCUUAUAGAUGUGACUAGUGUCAUUGAAAUGUUUCUGACUCCUGUCCUAGUUUGAGAGUUUCAAGGGAAGGGAGUGCGAAAGUCUUUUCUCAUCAGCACAAGCCUGAAAUCAGGACCAGACAGAGCAGCCAGGGCUAAGGUAGGGGACCACCCUCCGGACCUGGAGCCGGCUUCUCCUUCAACCCGGUCGCCCGGGCCCUCAGGACUUGUGUCUGCUGGAGCCAUCCCAUCCGUCAGCACAAAUCCUGCGGCCUCAGCAGCUGGCCUGGGCCUCAGUGGGAGCGUCCCAGAGGCUUCAGAUAUUUUGGCAGGGCCCAGGGCUGAGCCGGUUGGGCCAUGGCACAUCUCGCCUGCUCAGGUUCGUCAGGCAAUUGUGGGCGGCGGCAGGUGUGUCUGUGUGUCUCUGGGGGCCAUGCACUGAUGUGAGGGGAAUUAGGGGCACCCAUCUGUGGCCAGCCCUGCGGGGUGCUGGAGGCUGAGAUGGGAGGAGUCCCCUCGACCCAUGAGGCUCCAACCUGUAACCGCAAGCCUCUGAGCCCCGCGGCCAGGCCGGUGGAUCUUGUGCUUGGUGCCGGGGUAGGAGGAAGGCCCUUGGUGGAGGUGAGGGUGGGUAUGUGUGUCCAAGUGCUGAGUGUGUGUGCUACUCAGGCAUCUGGUCACUGAACGGCGUGGCCAUGAGGCUCCCUCGGGAGCCAGCUUUGCUGUUCUGAGUGGAAGGGAGGUCAGGUUUCUCUGAGAAGUCCCAGAAUAGCUCCUGGCUGCUCAGAGGAAAUCUGGUCUGGUUUCCUGGUAUCCAGUCUUGCCCUCUCUCACCACCACACCACAUCCAGCUGUCCCCUCCCUGGACUGCAGACCUCCAGCCCCUUCUAGCACAGGGUGGCCAGGGGGGUGUAUUUGUCCUCUUGACCCGUCUGUAGAGACAGCCUGCAAAGCACUCGGCCUACAGGGAUGGGAGGUUGUCACCAGGCCAGGGUGGGCAUUCAGAAAGAACCCUCCUAAGUAAGUGAUGACUGGCUGUGUGAGCGUCCUAGGGCAGAAUGGUGGGAGGACAGCCCCCAUAGGGAAGAAAAUUCGAGGAGGAUGACACGGUGAAGAGGGAACAGCAAAGGGCGAACACAUGGGCAAGUGCUCCAGGCCUCCCCAGCCACCCCUCAGUCCCUUUCCUGCUCCUGGUCCUCAGUCAUGGUGUCUCUCCAUGCUUUGGCUCCAGAGGGCUGAGGCUGCGACCUAGGAUCCCAGGGGCAGCUUCAGGGUGAGGGGAUGCUUAGGCCAAGGAGGGCCAGAAAGGGGCUAUGUGGGGAACGGCCAAGCCUGGUCCAAAAUAGGGCUGCAGGAUCUCCUGGCCAUACAAGGAUCUUGGAAUCUGGACUCUGGGGACCCCAGGCAGCUGGGCCCAGCUAAAAUGCAGCUGACACCUCCACCCCUCGUGUUCUGUGCACAGCAGCUCCAGUGCCAGCGUGCAGUGUUCUCCCCACCGGCCACGGACAUGACGGAGCGCCUGACAGCCGAGCAGAUCAAGGAGUACAAGGGGGUCUUUGAGAUGUUCGACGAGGAAGGCAACGGGGAGGUGAAGACUGGUGAGCUGGAGCGGCUCAUGAGCCUGCUGGGCAUCAACCCCACCAAGAGUGAGCUGGCCUCCAUGGCCAAGGACGUGGACAGAGACAACAAAGGAUUCUUCAACUGUGACAGCUUCCUGGCCCUGAUGGGGAUUUACUGGGAGAAAGCCCAGAACCAGGAGGGCGAGCUGAGGGCAGCGUUCCGUGUGUUCGACAAGGAAGGCAAGGGCUACAUCGACUGGGACACGCUCAAGUAUGUACUCAUGAAUGCAGGGGAGCCCCUCAAUGAGGUAGAGGCCGAGCAGAUGAUGAAGGAGGCUGACAAGGAUGGGGAUGGGACCAUUGACUAUGAGGAGUUUGUGGCCAUGAUGACCGGAGAGUCCUUCAAGCUGGUCCAAUAGGAGCAGGUGCUGUGGCCAUGGAAGGCCUGCACGAAGAAGGCCACUGCCUGCUGCUGCCCACAGCACUGCCCCCACUGCCACCUACCUUGCCACCCCCCACCCUGCCCUACUCUGGCCAAUAAACGCUCCAGCCAGACUAAUGUGUGUUUCACUGUCCCUAGCCCAGAAAGGAGGGACUGGUAAAGAUUUGGGUCUGGAAAAAGGAGAGGGUUUUCCUGGGCAACCACAGCACAUGGCCUGUCACUCCUGCUAUGACAUCUGACACCACCCACUGCCCAGCUCUGGG